UAUAUUAUUCGCCUGACCGGCUAGUUAGGUACCUAAUUCCUAAAGUUGAUUUCUUAUAAAUUGGACCCUCUCUUAUUGAGGGAAUUUAAUUAAAAAAAUGUGGAAUAGUUCGGUGAACUUGUCAAAGAAUCUUCAUUACUUGUCUUCCCCAUUUUUGGCCGCGUAUAAUGGUUUUCUAUCACAACAAACACGGAACACAUUUAUACUGAAGAGGAGAACGCCUCCUGGCCUCGCAAAGAAAAAUGGUCCAGCGAAAGUCCUCAGAGGAAGACACUUUGUUUAUGACCUUAUCGAGGAUACCAAUACCCGCAAGAAGCCAGAUUUGCAAUUGAUUUUGACAUCGUACGUCGAAGGCCUGGGUGACAAAGGAGACUUAGUUACAAUUCCACGUAAUAAAGCUUAUAACAAGCUUUUAUUGCCAGGAUUAGCAUCAUAUGCGACUCCGGAAAAUAUUGAUUCGAUUAAAGCGACUGCAGAUGAUCAGGACCGUAAAUACAGCAGUCCUUAUGUGGAACGUCUGAUUAAAGUUUUUUCGACUAGGAUAGUGCCUGUUCUAAUGUCAAAUACCAAUGCAUGGGUGUUGGAAAAAUGGCAUAUCAGAACAUGGCUUCGCAGAUCUGGAUUUCACCUGCAAGAUGAAUCUAUAACACUUCCCGAUAAACCAAUUUCAGGACCAAAUCCUUCAAUAGAGGGAAAAGACUUUUACAUUACCGUUACAAUAAAUAAAAAAGAACAGGUCAAAGUAAAAUGUAGAUUAUAUCAAAUUGAUAAAAAGAAGUUCACAGUGCCUGAUGAGUAUUACAAAGAUACUGCAGAACCCAUUUUUCCUGAAGAUAAAGCUAUCUUAGAUACAAUACCAGGAAUCUUCUUUAAGGAAUCUAAAAGUCGUAUUUAGUCUAUUGUGAGAAUCCCGUAAUUGUUAAUAAAAGUAUGAAGUCUAAA
Molecule: messenger RNA, 942 nt
Organism: Diprion similis
Lineage: Eukaryota; Metazoa; Arthropoda; Insecta; Hymenoptera; Diprionidae
Gene: mRpL9
Product: 39S ribosomal protein L9, mitochondrial
Exons: 2
Coding region: 98-895 (265 amino acids)
Biological process (GO): translation
Cellular component (GO): mitochondrion; ribosome
Molecular function (GO): structural constituent of ribosome
Source: RefSeq, a predicted model, not a curated record